AUAAGAGCUUAACUAUCUACAAUAAGUUAUAAACUAACUUUUUGAUCAAGCCUUAACUCGAACUUAGGGAACACGCUCCUCCGUUAAUAUCCUUUGUUUCCAUUGCUAAGAGAUUACGUAGUAACUUGAAAAUUUCGACAGAAUUUUGCGAACGAAGCAAAAUCAACAAAACCAUGAAGCUUAGACUUAGAUCAUUAGAAUCGAAAGAAACCCUAAAAAUUGAAGUUCCUGAUUCAUGUUCCUCUCAACAACUCAAAUUCACAAUUUCUCAAACCAUUCCUUCAUCUUCUUCCUCUUCUAUUCAUCUCUCCCUCAACCGAAAGGACGAAAUCAACGUCGCCUCCCCGAGCGAUUCACUCCACUCAAUCGGCAUCGCCUCCGGCGACCUCAUCUUCUACACUUUCAACCCUAACGCUUUCUCCCACAACGAAACCCUCCCUCAUAAACCCAACAACCAACCCAUCAUUCAAAACUCGCCGGAAAUCACCCCAAUUGACGAAAAGUCUCCGACUUUGAACACCCCAGAAGUGAAUGACACAGAGAUGGUUGAUGGGUCUGAUGAGGCGGCGACGGCGAUGACGAUGGCUGUAAAGAAUAAUCCAGAACCUGAUUUCGUGAAGAGGGUUAUUAAGGAAGCGCUUGGUGAUGAUGUUAGUGAUUUGAAGCUGUUGGUGUUUGCGGUUCAUGCUGUUAUUCUUGAAUCUGGGUUUGUUCGUGUGGACGAGGUUUCGGGUAUGGCGAUUAGUUGCUCUAAUCUUGUUGAUGAUAUGUCUUCUUCUUCUUCUUCUUCUUCUUCUUCUUCUUCAUCUUCAUCAAUGAUAUCUUUGAGGUAUACUCUUCCUGAGAUUCUUACCAAUGGUUCAUCUCAUGCUGUGAUAUUGAAAAUUCAGACUUUAGGGAAUUUUGUGAAUGUCUAUGGUUCAUUGUGUGAUGAUGCUGGGUCAAGGGUGCAUAGGGUUUAUUUAGAUAAAUCUAGAUUUGCUAAGCCUUUAGAAUUGAUGCUGGAAAAUUCUGAAUUUAAUGGUAAUUUUAACGAUGUUGGAGAUAAAGUUUUUGAAUUGUGGAAGAUAGUGAAAGAUGGGCUUGCAUUGCCACUAUUAAUUGAUCUUUGUGAUAAAGCUGGAUUAGAACUUCCACCGUGUUUUAUGCGUCUUCCGAUGGAGCUUAAGCUGCUGAUAUUUGAGUAUCUUCCCGGUGAUGAUUUGGCCAAAGUUUGUUGCACGUGUUCUGAAUUGCAGUACCUUGCCUCGAAUGAUGACUUGUGGAAGAAGAAGUUCGAGGAGGAGUUUGGACAAAGGGUGAAUGGUAUGAAGUUUUUUAAGAACUUGUUUGCUCAGUAUCGGGCAACAAAGAAGAAAUUAGAGCAACCAAUUCUUUUCCAAAAUCCUCGUCGGUCUGGUAUAAUGAGGUUCUUUCAAAGGAGAAGAUUUCCUAAUCGUUUUGGAAUGCCUCCAAUUUGGGGUGGAGAGUAUGAUCUGCAGCCAAAUUUCGGUGUAAAUCUCCCUGCAUAUGCACGAAGGCGUACUUUCAUUCCCCCGUGUCAUCUAGGAGAAUUUCAAUGAAUAAUCCUAUGAAUUUUGAGUUGCUGGUACUAAAUCGUUUUUAAUUAAUCUUUGGGUUGAAAAGACCUUGCUAGAGGGAAUAUAUGAUAAAUAACUGGCUGUGAAUGAUGUGAAGAGUUUUAUAAAAUGUUAUUAGGUCCUUUUGGUUAUACAUUUUGAAUAGAAUACAAGUAUUUAUGGCGUUAGUAGGACAUGGUUGUUUUCCAAUGUCUUUGUUCCCCCUCCUCUCUCUGUAUGUCUGUUAAUGUUUAGGUAAAACCAAUAUCUGUUCAGCAUAAGCAUGUAGAUGAUAAUGUUUCAGAAUAAUUUUUUACCAAUUAUGCUAAUGGAACCGCAUAUUUUUGCUGUUUAGA
This is a messenger RNA of Medicago truncatula (barrel medic), 1915 nucleotides long. Its product is annotated as F-box protein SKIP22. The record is from RefSeq and is a predicted model, not a curated record. The transcript has a single exon. The coding region runs from base 174 to 1562 and encodes 462 amino acids. Gene Ontology annotation, molecular function: protein binding. NCBI's taxonomy places the organism in Eukaryota, Viridiplantae, Streptophyta, Magnoliopsida, Fabales, Fabaceae.